AUGGCUGGAGCUCGUCCAAAUGGUCCUCACUACACUAGACCCUUGGUGGCCUUGCUUGAUGGGAGAGAUUGCACGGUAGAGAUGCCACUGCUCAAAGAUGUAGCUACUGUGGCGUUUUGCGAUGCUUCAGGCACAAGUGAAAUACAUGAAAAGGUUCUCAACGAGGCGUUUGGAGCUCUCCUAUGGCAUUCAAUCACUCUCACCAGAGAAGAUCUCCAAAAGUUUAAGAGCCUCAAGAUAAUUGUCAGAAUUGGGAGUGGCUUCGAUAACGUGGAUAUAAAAGCGGCAGGAGAACUAGGUAUUGCAGUCUGUAACGUGCCUGGCUAUGGCGUAGAAGAGGCAGCUGACACCACGAUGUCACAUAUUUUAACUUUGUACCGAAGAACUUAUUGGCUUGCUGACAUGGUUCGCAGUGGAAAGAGAAUAAGUGGACCGGAACAACUAAAGGACGCCGCUGCUGGAACGGCUCGCAUAAGAGGCGACACACUGGGAAUAGUCGGUCUUGGUCGCAUUGGCGCUGCCGUAGCUUUGAGGGCCAUGGCAUUCGGCUUCAGAGUUGCCUUCUUCGACCCUUAUCUAUCGGAUGGUAUUGAGAGGUCUCUUGGCAUUGUUCGAGUCUACAAUUUGCAGGACCUCCUCUACCAAAGUGACUGUGUCACUCUCCAUUGCACUCUUCACGAUCAGAAUCGUGGAAUGAUCAAUGCGGACACCAUCAAGAUGAUGCGUAAAGGUGCAUUUUUAAUCAACACUGCAAGAGCUGGUCUCAUUGAUGAGGCAGCUCUGACCGCCGCUCUUAAAUCGGGGGUUAUUAGGGCUGCAGCUCUCGACGUGAUUGACUCUGAUCUAACGACAGGUGCGUGUUGGUUACUAUUUCCCUUUGGUCCUCUCAAGGAUGCUCCCAACCUUAUCGUAACACCGCAUAUGUCCUACUACAGUGAAAACAGUGUGCGGGAAAUGCGUGAGGCUGCGGCUAAUGAAAUUCGUCGAGCAGUUCUCAACAGAGGUCCUGGUGGGCUGCGAAACUGUGUGAACAAGGAGUAUCUCGUGGGCGCCCCCACCAGCCUGUACAGCGGUCUGAAUAGCCAUGCCAAUCCUCUCGCUCUUGCUGCCAACACUGCUGCUCUGAACAAUCAUGCGACCGCCAUGGCGGCCGUCCUUUCCAUGCCUCCUUUCUCGGGUGCCGCUGGAGCGAAUUCCAUGGGUCUGACCUUACCUCCAGCUCUUCUUGGCGCAAAUUUUGCGUCCACCGCAAAUCUAGGCGGGCCAUCCAAUUCGGUGGGGGCAAAUAAUGGUGCUCUUCAAGGUCCGCAUGGAGCUGCUGGUCCCGGUGGUAUGCUGGGAAACAACGUUCCCUCCUCCAUUCCUGCGCUCAUUCCGCCUCCACCGGGUGGAGCAAAUCCUCAGUUUGCACAAAGUGGUUUACCCACGCCAUACCCUCCAUUCCUGCCUCCCAAUUUCGCUGCUAGCCUCUCCGGGCUAGCUGGUCAACAACAGCAACAGUCACAGCCCGCUAAUCAGCCUCCGCCACCACAACCGCCUUCUCAGGCUGCGUCGCAAUCUCAACCGUUGGCAGUAGUAUCCGCGGCUGCGGCAGCAGCGGCGGCAGCGGCAGCGACACAACAGCAACAACAACAACAACAGAUGCAGACCCUCGCUUCGCAGCAAUCGAGUCAGAGUGGACCAACAAUGUCCAAGGCUGGCAGUAGUCCAGCUCCCAACGUUGGUGGGAAUGGUUCAAGUGGUGGAAUGAACAGCGGUUCCAAUGCUCCUCCCACCUCGGACUCAAAUGUGAAGCCAUCUUGUUCUCCGAAUGCAGCCCUCGAUGUGCAGAACGUUAUCCACGGGAACCCAAACUUCUCGCCUUUCCCCCCUGGCAUGGUAAAGUCGAAAGCCAGUGACUCUCCGUGA
Hydatigera taeniaeformis is the source of this 1908-nucleotide messenger RNA. The record is from the annotation of a GenBank genome assembly. NCBI's taxonomy places the organism in Eukaryota, Metazoa, Platyhelminthes, Cestoda, Cyclophyllidea, Taeniidae.